Molecule: messenger RNA, 553 nt
Organism: Coregonus sp. 'balchen'
Lineage: Eukaryota; Metazoa; Chordata; Actinopteri; Salmoniformes; Salmonidae
Source: the annotation of a GenBank genome assembly
AUGAGUCAGGAGCGAGUAGGAGGGGGCCGGUACCCAAUGAUAGCCUUACCCAAUGCAUUGGCAGUGGCUAAGGGAGCCCCGGCAACCUUAGAUGUAUACAGGGCAUGGACCCAGAGAGAUGUGGUCCGAGCCGUAGAAGGGGUGGUACACCCGAAAAUAGGAGUAGAUAUUCAGGAGAGAUAUAGAAGGGCUCACUGCAAGUUUUAAGUUAAACACGGGGGAACUGGAAAGAGCAGUGAGACAGAUAGUGGUAGGAAAGGAUUGGGCAGCUGUGAAGGGAGACUGGACCCCAGGAAGGGGGGACAGACUUAUUUUACAGUGGGCCGUAGAUGGAGAGUAUCAAGAUAAACUUAAUCAACUACGUAACAACCUUAGAGAUUACUACCAUAGACAUGCUGAUUUUUCUAAAAUCCAUGAGUGCAAACAGGUAGCAGAUGGGCUGUAUCAUCAACAAUUAAAAAUAGCCUUUUUAAGCGGAAUGAGGCCUGACAUUUCUCAAACAAUAAAAAAGACCCUGAUUGGCUGGGGCAUAGCAACAAUGAUUGAGGUUAAA